AUGAAGCCCCCGACUGGCCCCAAUAAUCGCACAGCGAUCAUGAUCAAUCGUAUCGACGCUUCUGUCAACGUCGACAAGCUUGCCGACCUUCCCUUUCCCGAUCAGCCUGAUAUCGACAUCUUCGCCACUUCUUACAAGGAGCGAGCAAAAUCAUACUAUUCCAUCUGCGUCGCCGUGACCAAGCUCGGCAUGAUGCAGCGUGCUUUGGACUUUGUGGAAAAGUAUGGCGGCGUCGCGCAUCUCGACACGUUCGAGCACUUUCGCAACACCAAGCGAGGUCGAUUCAUGGUACUUCCGAGGGACGAGAUCUCAGACGAGAGCAACACGCCCGAGAGCCCCCUGGACUGGCUGUCAGACCGACGAAUCGUUUCCAACGCACCAUUCGACCUGGCUGUGAAAGCCUUUUGGGCAGACAACGAACAGGAACAGGUCACGACCUUGGUAGCAGAAACAGUCAUCGACAACAAUCAAACAGCGACCAAAGACGUUUCAGUCGCCGGAACGGCUCCAACGAGCGCAUCCGUACUCUCCUUGGAGGAGCAGAGAUCUCACAACGCGCAGCAACUUGCAAGUCGCUUCAACAAGCUGGCAAGACAAGCCAUCGCAAACGUGCGAGAGCUCCGCACAAAGCGACUCGCAUCGUCAGCCGAAGACGCCGACGAUCUGGUCACUGAUCACGAAUACGAAUCUGCAGUCAGAUCUGCCUACCAGAAGCUUCUUGCCGCCGACUUGGCCCAAGACAAGGCACAGCUUGCAGACGAGGUCGUGCGCUACAAGAAACAUUUCAAGCACACCGAUCGAUUCCCGCCCAUCGUUCAGCAUUCAACGAUCUGUUCUCGAGAUGACACCAGCAAACCGUCAAUCUCGCCCUCUGAGCUGCAUGACCCCAGGGAAACUUACGAAUUCCCUAGUCUGGGAGUGCUACGAUGGCGACUCUCAAGACCAUUGAGCACACUAGAGUUUCCCAGAUUGGCAAACUACGUCGAAACUGUUAUGGACGCAUACGACAUCGACUUCGAGCUAAUGGUUGUCGAUCACGGAGUCGAUGCCGACAAGCAGGCUUACAUACAAAUCGCGUUCGAAGAUCAUUCGGCAUAUCUGCAAGGCCAAAAGAUGGAAUUCAUCUGGGGCGAUCAUCCUUUUGAGCUCUACUACAAAGCGGCACCUCUGCCGACGUCCACGACGGUCCUUCGACUGGAUGAUGUGCUCCAGAAUGCAGACGACACUUCGACCUUCGUCCAGCUUUUUGACAAAACUCUUGCAAAGCACGUUACUCUGGAGCAUGCUUGGCGUUUGGAUGAGCUCGUCCGAGAUGGAAACCAAAUGGUGUCCCGCAAAGGAACCUCGGUCGUAGCCUUGGUCAAGUACAAGGAGGACCCGAAAAGGCUUUGGGACGACGGCCGUUCCAGAGAGCUCCCUGGCCUGAUCCGCACAUCGAACCGUUUCGUCCCGAUCCUGAUGGCAGAUCGAACUUGUUUCUGUAGCCGCUGUCUUCAAGACCCGCACGAGGACCACCUCGAGUUCCACUUGACGGCCAGCUGUCCACGAAAGGCGAAGUGCGACAAAUGUGGUCGAGUCGUCCACAAGAGACACGUCUGCAAACCACGAGCCUCUACCUCGAGGAACUAG
Molecule: messenger RNA, 1629 nt
Organism: Kalmanozyma brasiliensis GHG001
Lineage: Eukaryota; Fungi; Basidiomycota; Ustilaginomycetes; Ustilaginales
Exons: 1
Coding region: 1-1629 (542 amino acids)
Source: RefSeq, a predicted model, not a curated record